CCCAGCGUCAUCGUGCCGGGCCACGCGAUCGUCGGUGAUGUCGCCGACAUUGACUCGCCCGCGUUCACGGCCAAGUACAUUCGCGACUUUGACAUCGAGACGCCCAAGGCCAAGAACAGCACGGACCUAAUUGCGGCCAUGACGGCGUUGUAUCCCAAGGCCGGCAGCGUCACCAGUCUCGAGAUCAGCGCCAAGGUCGCCAAGGGCGAAUUGAAGUGGUAG
Molecule: messenger RNA, 222 nt
Organism: Saprolegnia diclina VS20
Lineage: Eukaryota; Oomycota; Saprolegniomycetes; Saprolegniales; Saprolegniaceae
Exons: 1
Source: RefSeq, a predicted model, not a curated record